Messenger RNA from Physcomitrium patens, 1234 nucleotides. RefSeq lists its product as uncharacterized. Gene Ontology annotation, biological process: enzyme-directed rRNA pseudouridine synthesis. Gene Ontology annotation, molecular function: pseudouridine synthase activity; RNA binding. The record is from RefSeq and is a predicted model, not a curated record. Lineage: Eukaryota; Viridiplantae; Streptophyta; Bryopsida; Funariales; Funariaceae.
UUAUCAAUCUCAUCAAACAGGGUUUGGUCUAUCGAGCUUCAAUAGUGAGAAUGCCUGGUUUAAUAUGAGACCGCCCGUUUGAUGGUUGUGGAGUGGCUCGGUUCUGACGACAAUGGCUGCAAUGUUGGGGCGCGCUGCUUAUCUCCAGCUUGGAAUCAAAUUUGAGAACGUGUCUCCGCCGUUUACAAAAUGGAGGGCUGUGCACACGAGUUGUCCGCAUGCGGCAAAUGUAGCGGCUGCACCGUUUUUUGACGACGUAUCGGUGCCGGGUGAUACUGACUGUGAACAAAUUUGGGUACCACCGACUAUUGAGCGGCUUUACGAAGAUCAGUAUAUCAUCGGUGUCUCGAAACCCGGCACUCUACUUGUACACAACAAUAAGGCUUCUUCUCCUUUGGAGAAGCAGCGAAAUGCUUUCUUGAAGAACAUGGUGGAAGCUCAACUUACUGCUGGCCAGAAAGUCAGUCCUGUUCAUCGGCUGGACCGACCAGCAAGUGGUGCCAUAAUAUUUUCUAAGUCUGCCGUUGCGACUCGUGCUGCCCAGGCUUCUUUGUCUCAUCCCGCUUGCAUCAAAGAAUAUGUUGUGCUAGCAAGAGGAACUACACCGGACUUCUUUAUUUGUGAUGAACCAGUGAAUGAUGAGAAGGGCGCCCCCAAGUCAGCAGUUUCACAGUGCGAAAAAAUUCUUGAUCUUCCCGAGUCACGCUGUUCUCUAUUAAAGGUCGUGAUAAAGACAGGUCGAUGGCAUCAAAUUCGCAAGCAUCUCAACCAUCGUGCUCAUCAUGUCGUGGGGGAUGUGAAGCACGGGAAGGGAAAAACAAAUCGAUUUUUCCGGGAGAAUCACAAGAUGCUUUCCGGUCGGAUAUUUCUUCACGCUGCUCGCCUCACCUUUCCUCACCCGCUUCAUCUGUCCCAGGAAAAGUGGACUCCAGCCUCCAAGCACCCUAGCGAAAGUAGUGACGAUAUAGACCUGUACAGCUCGGCCUCUGAUUUGGAGGAUUUUGAGUCCACAAGUAGUGUGUCAGCCGAUUCCUCAAUAUGGAUGAGCCCUAACACAUCUUUUAGUGAAGAUCCUAAAACUAGACGACAGUUACUCACAAUUAGAGCUGGGCUACCUGAAGAUUUGCAGGAAGUUCUGUAUUCUUUACCCGAGGGCAUUGAUCCACAGCAGUUGUUGUCUCUUGGGCUUAUAUUUUAAUAAUCACUUCUGUCCAGACAGCAUCAGUUCUUAUGA